AAACAAUAAAAAGUCUUUUCUCGUAUGGCCACACAGCUGUGUGAUCUAAAGAAUAUUUGGACAACACGUUUCUGUGGACUGAAGGGGAAAAUCAGCAGUGAUUCACCGGUUGUAGAGGCGCAACGUGCGCAAGAUCAAGUUCACUGUCCAACUAUUCAGGCACUUUUUAUGCGCUGAUAAUUACGCGCAGCCGCUCCGGGUCUGCAGAGAGCGGAAGGAGACUUGUUGCAGCUUUGUCUCUGCUCCUGAUCAGCCAUUUCGGACGGCGGAGAGCGGUGAGGUCGGAUUCACCCUCCAGAUCCCCAGUAUUAUAUUGUCAGUACGCAUGAAGAAACAGCUGAGUGGUGGCUGUGUGAAUGUGCCAUGAGGCUGAAGAGGAGCACAUCAGACUGUCUGCAGCCAGGAAUGGAUUAGCGUCACUUUGUUACUGUCACUGUCUUCUUUUACUUGCACCUUUUUUUUGUGUAUUGCCUUUGGAGCACUUUUUUUGCGCAUCACCAAAAAUGAAGAGAUAACUGACUUGUUGCGUAAAAUUCCCAAGUGAGAGAAAGGGAGGAAAUCCAAUCCUGCGCUGUGUCCUGUAUCCCUGCUUGUUGUUGUCAUUGCAUCUUCAUUUUUUUUUCCUCCACAAAUCUGAGACCACAAGCAGCAGCAGAUGGUGAAGAAGAUGGCACCGCAGCAUCCCUGGACACAAACCAUCAUCAUCAUCACCAUCACAUCAGCGUCCUUGUUGACCCAGAUCCUGUCCGGCGCAGUAGCAGACGUCCAGGAGGAGGAGGAGGGUUUCAACGCAGAGUCAUGGCUUCGCAACUUUGGCUACCUGUCCCAAGCGAGCAGACAGAUGUCCACCAUGCAGUCGGCUCAGAUUCUGUCCAAAGCCAUCAGCGACAUGCAGCAGUUCUACGGCCUGAAGGUGACGGGUGAAAUGGAUGCUGCCACUGUUGCUGCCAUGCGCCGGCCUCGUUGUGGCCUCCCAGACAGAAAAGCUGAUGAGAUGGAUGACGGAGCGAGAAAAAAACGCUACGCUCUCACUGGACAGCAGUGGAGCAAAGACCACAUCACUUACAGUAUUGUGAACCAGCACAUUCCCUCCUCGCUGGGAGAGAAGCGAACGUAUGACGCUAUCCGUAAAGCCUUUGACGUGUGGAGGCGGGUCACGCCGCUCACCUUUGAGGAGUUACCUGCUGUAAACACCAUCCUGAACAAUGGCAACCACACUGACCUGGCUGACAUCCUGUUACUGUUUGCCUCUGGUUUCCACGGUGACAUGUCCUUAUUUGAUGGUGAGGGGGGGUCGUUGGCCCAUGCCUACUAUCCCGGACCAGGAAUGGGUGGAGAUACACACUUUGAUGCAGAUGAGCCUUGGACACUGGAUAACCAGAACCCAGAAGGUAUAGACCUGUUCCUGGUUGCGGUCCAUGAACUUGGUCAUGCUUUGGGUCUGGAGCACUCGGAUAACCCCAGCGCCAUCAUGGCUCCUUUCUACCAGUGGAUUCACACUCAUAACUUCACACUGCAUGAGGAUGACAUCAAAGGCAUUCAGUAUAUAUAUGGUCCUCCUCUGGUCACCGAUGCUCCCCACACAUCUCCCUCCCCUGAUGACGAACCAAAGCACAACUCCCCGACGCACCCUUCUCCUCCUGAAGAUGAUCCCACCUCCUCUUCCCCCACCGACCCCCCUCCUGCUCCAGAUCCCACCAGCAGUAUUCCAGAUGUCCCAGAUCCAAGCCCCAGCCCUACAUCUCCACCCGUCCUCCACACCUCCACCCUGACCCAACCCCGGCGUGAAACAGAACCUGUCACACCGCCUAUCAGAAAAGAUGUCCCUGCUCCUCCACCACCUCCGCCCAGGCCUCCUGCUCCCCCUCCACAACCGCCCAAGAAGCCUGGCAACCAGCCCCCUGACAUCUGUGACGGGGACUUUGACACAGUGACCAUGCUGAGGGGGGAAAUGUUUGUUUUUAAGGGUCGCUGGUUUUGGCGGGUCCGUAGAAAUCGGGUGUUGGAUAACUAUCCCAUGCCGAUAUCUGUCUUCUGGAUCGGUCUGCCCAGUGACAUCGACGCUGCUUAUGAGCGCCACGACGGCAAAUUUGUCUUCUUUAAAGAUGAUAGAUACUGGGUGUUCAGGGAGGCUGAUGUGUUGCCGGGAUACCCGCAGCCCUUACACGAGUAUGGACGAGGAGUUCCUGCACACGGCAUCGACACAGCAAUAUGGUGGGAACCCAACGGACACACAUAUUUCUUCAUAGGAGACAGAUACUGGCGCUACAAUGAGGCGACUCGGACCACGGACCCAGACUUCCCCAAACCCCUCACCAGGUGGGGUAACAUCCCUCCAUCACCGAAAGGAGCCUUCCUCAGCGAUGACGGAGCCUAUACUUAUUUCUACAAGGGCACAAAUUAUUGGAGGUUUGACAACCACAGGACAGAAGCAGACAAAGGCUACCCUCGUUCCAUUUUAAAGGACUUCAUGGGUUGCAUCGGCGUCCCCGACCCAAAGCCCGAUCCCGACACCGAGCAGGAACCCAAAAUCCCACCAGUCAACCCUUCAGAUAGAGGCAAAGAUGAGCGCAAAGAGCCGGACAGAGGUCAGGACAAAGACACAAAGCAAGAGCAGGAGGAUCAGUCAGAGCCAGACAGCAGAGAGGAAGAGGAGGACGAGGACAAAGAGGUGAACGUGGUUGUGACUGUGGCCGAUAACGAAUCCAAAGUCAUGACCCUGAUUAUGGUGACUGUUCCUCUGGUGCUCAUCCUGUGCAUCCUCAUCCUCAUCUACGCCAUCCUCAGGACUCUGCAGAACAAAGAGACGCCGAGGGCCUUGGUGCAUUGCAAGCGUUCGCUGCAGGACUGGGUUUAAAGAACAGAACUACAGAAACUAGAGGAGACGGAACGGGUGUCAUCUGUCUGCUACAGUCUCCGGCGCCAAAAAAUUACUCAUGCCACUGUGUCUCCGAGGACCCGAGAAUGGGUUACCUCACCGUUUGGACCCUGUGAGAAACCUUUAUUACCCAAGUGAAAUAAUCCUACAGUUGGUGCCUGUGGAGCUUCGGUUUAUGUUUCUUGCAGGUUUUAUUUGCUGUGCCCUCCCUGCGUGCCUUAGAAAAGUGUCUAUGUUUCUUUAAAAUCACGCUAAUCCUAAACACCACAAAGAAAAACUGAAGAUGAUGCACGACACACUAGGAAUGUCCAUAUCUGUUCGCUCAGUCCAGAGGAGGGGCGGAUAGUUUUACUUCUAUUCUUAAAUGCAGACAAAGUCGACAUGCACAUAUACAGAAGCAUACAUACACUACAAAUAAAAAGUUAUGGAUAUUUCUUUUUUUAUUUUUGGCAUUUUUUGUCAUUUGUAAAUAAAACUACACCCAGAUAGCAAUUACCUUUGGGCUGGAUCCGCAUUAAAGCCUUUA
This is a messenger RNA of Sphaeramia orbicularis (orbiculate cardinalfish), 3404 nucleotides long. RefSeq names its product matrix metallopeptidase 15a (gene mmp15a). Gene Ontology annotation, cellular component: extracellular matrix. Gene Ontology annotation, molecular function: metalloendopeptidase activity; zinc ion binding. Gene Ontology annotation, biological process: extracellular matrix organization; proteolysis; collagen catabolic process. The record is from RefSeq and is a predicted model, not a curated record. The transcript is spliced from 10 exons. Bases 656 to 2857 code for a protein of 733 amino acids. NCBI's taxonomy places the organism in Eukaryota, Metazoa, Chordata, Actinopteri, Kurtiformes, Apogonidae.